GAGAGAGAGAGAGAGAGAGGGGGGUUCCCACCCACCCACCACACCACUGCCAGAGAAAGGACUCGGAGUGUUUUUUGAGGCGAGGGGGGUGCGCAGGAUAAGCUUCAGAGAGAGAGAGAGAGAGUAGUCUGUCCUGUGACUGUCUUGUUUGUGUGUGUUGUGGGCGUGGUAACGGUGGAUUUGAAUGAGUUCUGAGUUUCUUUCCAAGUUCUGACCUCCACAUCUGAGAGUGUAGUGUAGUGUAGUGUAGCUGCUUUUUAUUUUUGUCUUUCGGUUUUUCAAUUUGGGUUUCUUCGGUUUCGUGGUGGUGUACCAUGGAUGCUGCGCAUUUUAGCAGUGGGCCGUCUAGAAGAAGGGUGGGACUAACAGCGGGUUUCUUCUUGUUCGUCUUCUUUUGUGGUCUGAUCUCGCUAUCUUGUGCCGGUAGGUUGCCUGUUUCCAGGCAGAAGCUUGAGGUCCAGAAGCACUUAAACCGCUUGAACAAACCUCCCCUUAAAAGCAUUAAGAGUCCAGAUGGGGAUAUCAUUGACUGUGUACACAUCUCUCAUCAACCAGCAUUUGAUCACCCAUUCCUCAAAGACCACAAAUUACAGAUGAGGCCAAGCUAUCACCCAGAAGGGCUCUAUGAUCAGAAAAAGGUUUCUACAGGGAACAAAGAAAGAGGAAAGCCUAUUACUCAGCUUUGGCACAUGAAUGGUAGAUGCCCUGAAGAUACCAUACCCAUCAGAAGAACAAAGAAGGAAGAUGUGCUAAGAGCAAGCUCAGUCAAAAGAUUUGGAAAGAAGAGGCAUAGAAGCAUCCCUCAGCCUAGGUCUGCAGAUCCUGACCUCAUCAACCAAAGUGGUCAUCAGCAUGCAAUAGCUUAUGUUGAAGGAGAUAAGUACUAUGGAGCAAAAUCAACCAUGAAUGUUUGGGAACCCAAAAUACAGCAGCCUAAUGAGUUCAGCUUGUCUCAGAUUUGGCUAUUGGGUGGUUCUUUUGGUGAAGAUCUCAACAGCAUUGAAGCUGGUUGGCAGGUCAGCCCAGAUCUCUAUGGUGAUAACAACACAAGAUUGUUCACUUACUGGACUAGUGACGCAUAUCAAGCCACGGGUUGCUAUAAUCUACUGUGCUCAGGCUUCAUUCAAGUCAACAGUGAAAUAGCAAUGGGUGCAAGCAUCUCCCCUGUUUCUGCCUAUCGGAAUUCCCAAUAUGAUAUUAGUAUUCUUGUCUGGAAGGACCCAAAAGAGGGAAAUUGGUGGAUGCAAUUUGGGAGUGGCUAUGUGUUGGGGUACUGGCCAUCAUUCCUGUUCUCAUACUUGGCAGACAGUGCGUCGAUGAUAGAGUGGGGUGGUGAGGUGGUGAAUUCAGAAUCAGACGGCCAACACACAUCAACUCAAAUGGGUAGCGGUCAUUUCCCAGAAGAAGGAUUUGGGAAGUCAAGCUAUUUCAGGAAUAUUCAAGUUGUUGAUAGCUCAAACAACCUCAAGGCUCCCAAAGGCAUUGGGACCUUCACUGAGCAAUCUAACUGCUAUGAUGUCCAGACUGGAAGCAAUGGGGAUUGGGGUCAUUACUUUUACUAUGGAGGUCCUGGUAGAAACCCUAAUUGUCCAUGACCAUCCAACUCCCUCUGUAUCAUUCAAUCUGUUAGUUUAAUGUUUUUUUUUUUUUAGGUUGUUGGUCUACUUAAAUAUGUGAUGAUAUUUUAUGUAGCAGUGGCAAGUUUUGACUCUUGUUUUUCACUCAAAAAAUUCUCCAUGUAAGUGGUUGGGUUUUAGGGAAAGUGGCCUUGUUUCUCAUGAGCUUAAAAGAAACAGGCUUUCACUCA
This is a messenger RNA of Camellia sinensis, 1807 nucleotides long. Its product is annotated as protein neprosin. The record is from RefSeq and is a predicted model, not a curated record. Lineage: Eukaryota; Viridiplantae; Streptophyta; Magnoliopsida; Ericales; Theaceae.